Molecule: messenger RNA, 1838 nt
Organism: Acanthochromis polyacanthus (spiny chromis)
Lineage: Eukaryota; Metazoa; Chordata; Actinopteri; Pomacentridae
Gene: bcl2l16
Product: BCL2 like 16
Exons: 2
Coding region: 291-902 (203 amino acids)
Biological process (GO): extrinsic apoptotic signaling pathway in absence of ligand; regulation of apoptotic process; intrinsic apoptotic signaling pathway in response to DNA damage
Cellular component (GO): mitochondrial outer membrane
Molecular function (GO): protein homodimerization activity; protein heterodimerization activity
Source: RefSeq, a predicted model, not a curated record
CUCCUGUAGACCACAACACUCUUUACUGCUCUCUGGUUGGUACAUGUGGCGUGUGCACCUUAGUACCACUUGUCUUUCUUACUAAAGAUGUGGUGAGUUAUGCAUUAUUUUCUCAAACUACAUUGCAGUGCGGGUGUUUAUUCCCUCUUCUCUUUACAGGUCUCUCAAUAGCAGCAUCCUGACAGACAGGUGGGACUGAACAUGGCUGUGCUGCUUGGUUUUCCAGCUGGUAUCUGUGGUCUGAUGAGAACACAGCUUGGUGAUUAGUGAAGUGGCAGUCAGAGACAGCCAUGUGUCAGCUGGAAGUGCCAGAGGCCAGACUGGGCCUGAACAGUCCUGACCCGCUGGUAAGAGAGGCUUUCCUGAUGGCCCAUGACUACAUAGACUAUGUAACCAGAGGAGGGGCUGAUGGCACCAUGGGUCCUGCCCCUACAGCCUGUACCGCAGCCCUGCGCCACGCCGGAGACGAGCUCCUCACACGUUUCCCCAUCUUCUUCAGGCGCUGGCCUCGCGUCUUCCAGGAUGUGACAGAGAACACGGCCUGCCCCAUGCUCAUGAGCAUCCUGGAUGAGCACUUCUUCCCCCCUGUCCCCGGCGGGCGACGCAGGGACCUGGCCUGGAGCGCGGUGCUGUCGGUGUAUGUCCUGGCCGGCCAGAUGGCUUUGCACUGCCAAGAGAGGGGCAUGUUGGCGGUCCUGCCUCAGCUGAAGGAAUGUGUGGGGGCAUAUGUGGACAGGGUCAUCUGCCCUGAGAUACGAGACAGAGGAGGAUGGACUGGCUUUGUAUCACGCUUUGGAGAGAAGCAGGACUUGGAGGGCCAGCUGAAGAAAGCCUGUUGGUGGACACUACUGGCACUGGCCAUAAGCAUCAUCACCUACUUCUUGAUAAAAAGAAUGACUUAGCCAAUACUGUCACCUAGUGACUGCAGGCAGGAACUCUACAGGAGUGGACUGCCACAGGAAAAAUGCCGGCGUAGGUGCUACUUCUAAAGAAACUUGUCCAUGUACAUAAUUAUUGUCCACAUCCAGCACAGUAUUUCACAUCUAAUGUUGUGGAGCUGUUUGAGCUGCCUAAUGAAAUGUGUCUGCACAGCUAAUCCUAUAAUUCUGCAGAAAUUGUCCACACAGCAUGUUUCACAUUUUAUGUCCUGUCGGUCAAAUGUACAAACUUGUGAUGUGUUUAAACUGUUCCAGGUCACAUGCCGGUGAAAAUCAAAAGCUUAGAGUUGUUUGUGCAGCAGAAUGUGAACUCUGAUCAGGUAUUAUAAAUUAAUCACCGCUGCAUGAGUUAGCUUUGCAAAGUCAUCAUGUGCUCAGUGAAAAUGACAGACUGAUCAGAUUUAAGUGCACUAAAUGUAUGAGCUACUCAGGAGCUUUUUGCUGCAUUUGACCCCUUAUGUUCAGGUUUAACAGGCUCUACCAGUUUAUUCAAGGGGCCGUAUGCUAAACUGUUACAUCACCAAGUCUAAAUUCCAAUAAUGUUUGUUACACAGCUACACUUUAUGUACAGUGUAGCAAAAUCCAUUAAGAAUUAUACUUUAACAUGUUUAUCAGCCAAUUUAAUAUUAUCAGUACAUCAUUAAAACACAGGAGACAAACUUCUAUUAUGCUGUGGAACUUUUAUUCAGAACACAGAAAACGUGAAAAGACAAGAGGUGUACAAAUGAAAAGCUGAACAGUGGAACUCUGGAAGAACAAUUAAACAAUAAAUUUAGGCCAGUUCCUCUUCACCCUCCUCCUCAAACUCUCCCUCUUCCUCAGCAGUGGCAUCCUGGUACUGCUGGUACUCAGACACCAGGUCAUUCAUGUUGCUCUCAGCCUCAGUGAACUCCAUCUCAU